Linderina pennispora is the source of this 1463-nucleotide messenger RNA. RefSeq names its product tRNA (guanine) methyltransferase. NCBI's taxonomy places the organism in Eukaryota, Fungi, Kickxellomycota, Kickxellomycetes, Kickxellales, Kickxellaceae. Gene Ontology annotation, cellular component: mitochondrial matrix; cytoplasm. The coding region runs from base 61 to 1422 and encodes 453 amino acids. The transcript is spliced from 3 exons. Gene Ontology annotation, biological process: mitochondrial tRNA methylation; tRNA N1-guanine methylation. The record is from RefSeq and is a predicted model, not a curated record.
CUAAUUGGCAAAACCACUCUUCACAGCACACCCUUGUUCCUGACGCAAAAUACCAGCAGAAUGAUGCUCAAGCCGCCAGUCCGCCGAGGAAUGAUGGAGCUCGACCGGGCUGCCUUCCAGUUGUCGUUUAAGGUGUUUGCGAUAGUAGUACCUACAAAAUCAAUCGGGCAGGCGAAGGUAGAGCUGGCGAGCGACAUUCUGAAGCUGGCGAAGCUGCGCAAUGUGGUCGACGAUGAUGCAAAGAGCAAGGACCUGAAGAAGGUGCUGCUGAAGCCAGAGAUCACGAGCGACGCGCUAGCUGAGGGCAGUGAGCGGCUGCGAGCGCUGGUCAAAGAGAAGCAGUGGCCGGUGACUACGCACGAGGUGACGGUGGACUACGAGCACUGGACAGCUGAUGAGGUUCUGAAGGCAGUGCUGCCAGAUCCAACGCAGGCGCCAACGUCGUAUGAGCAGGUUGGGCAUAUUGCGCACAUGAACUUGCGCGACGAGUACCUGCCGUACCGGAAUCUGAUCGGCCAGGUGAUUCUGGACAAGUCGCCAGUGAUCUCGACAGUGGUCAACAAGCUGGACACGAUCGACAACACGUACCGCAACUUCAAGAUGGAGGUGAUUGCGGGCAAGGACGACUUUAUGGCGCAGGUGCGCGAGAACGACUGCGUCUUCAAGUUUGACUUUUCCAAGGUGUACUGGAACUCGCGUCUGCACACUGAGCACGAGCGACUGAUCAAGCAGUUUACGCCUGGCGAUGCCAUCUGCGACGUGAUGGCAGGCGUGGGACCGUUCGCAGUGCCGGCGGCCAAGCGCGACUGCCUGGUGUGGGCCAAUGACCUGAACCCAGCGUCGUUUGCAGCGAUGCAGGAGAAUAUCCCUCUAAACAAGGUGCAGAAGCGCAUGCAAGCGUUCAACAUGGACGGUCGUGACUUUAUUCGCAGGGCGUUCAAGGAUUUCUACGCGGCCACCGAGAAGGGUCCUCUGGAGGUGCCGCAGACCCAGCGCCGAAAGAAGCCCGUGGCGCCGCUGCUGACCAAGUCCCGCACAUUCGACCAUGUGGUGAUGAACCUGCCGGCGAUUGCAAUCGAGUUCCUGGAUGCGUUCCGCGGCCUGUUCUGGAGUGUCACUGGCAACGAUGAGGGGUCGGCUGACGACCAGGCGGUGCCCAUGCCUGUGAUCCACGCCCACUGCUUCACAAAGCAGCUAGACGAGCCGGAGCGGGAUAUCCUGCAGCGCGCUUGCCGUGCCAUGGGCUACCCGCAGGACCAGUACAAGGAGCUGGACGCCGACGUUCACUAUGUGCGGCGCGUGGCCCCCAACAAGGACAUGUACUGCCUGUCGGUGCGCUUACCCAAGAGCGUUGCAUACGCAGCAGACAAGAAGGCAGAAGGGCGAGAAGAAGGCGACGCCAAGUGCCGGAAGGCCGAGUAGAACUUAUGCUUUGUGACAGCUAAUAUAACUGAAAGUUGCAA